AUUUUUGCCGCAUAUCGGUUGAUUUCUGCCAACUAUCCGGACAAAUUCGUGCUCAAAGUCGACUCUGACGUGGUUCUCCUCCUUGACAAGAUCACCUCUCAUCUUCAAAAUCCAGACGAAAGAUCCAUUAAAUGCUAUGUGCACCACCGUGCGCACCCCAUUCGUGAAACUGGCAGUAAAUGGUACAUUCCCGAGUCAUCGUAUCCUGAGGAGUAUCUGCCCGACUAUUGUAGCGGUCCAACGUACCUCAUGACACCCGCAGCGUUGGCAGCACUUAUGGAAGUCGUGUGGGAAGCCAAGGUGUUUGAAGUCGAGGACGCGUUCUUCACAGGUGUUCUAGGCCAGGCUAGCUGGUGUACGGAUACGAACGGAACGGGGAUUCUGGGAUCGAUU
Molecule: messenger RNA, 393 nt
Organism: Ostertagia ostertagi
Lineage: Eukaryota; Metazoa; Nematoda; Chromadorea; Rhabditida; Trichostrongylidae
Source: the annotation of a GenBank genome assembly